CAAAAUAUUAACCAAGAUUUUCAUUCAGCAAAGCAUUAAAGGACAAGGACAAAGGUGAUGAAAAAGCAUUCUUUUCAAAAGAAGAUUAAAAAUUGAUGUCUAAAUUACUUAAGAAAAUGAAAGAGGCUAAUGAGCACCCAUAAGCAGCAGGAAGUAAUAGUGCAGAGGACAAGGAGGAAUUAUAAAAAAUAUUUAAUAGAUAUAAAGUCAAUUAUACAGAUGCAUUCAUUGAAGAGGUCCUGAAUUGGAAGAAAUCAGAUUGAAAUAAAUACAUAAUAACAUUAUUACAAGAAUAAGCAUAA
Messenger RNA from Paramecium tetraurelia, 302 nucleotides. RefSeq lists its product as uncharacterized. Lineage: Eukaryota; Ciliophora; Oligohymenophorea; Peniculida; Parameciidae. The transcript has 3 exons. The record is from RefSeq and is a predicted model, not a curated record.